Messenger RNA from Lichtheimia ornata, 1362 nucleotides. RefSeq lists its product as uncharacterized. The record is from RefSeq and is a predicted model, not a curated record. Gene Ontology annotation, molecular function: metal ion binding; acid phosphatase activity. Bases 1 to 1362 code for a protein of 453 amino acids. The transcript is spliced from 4 exons. Lineage: Eukaryota; Fungi; Mucoromycota; Mucoromycetes; Mucorales; Lichtheimiaceae.
AUGCCCUGUGUUGGAUGUCCCGGAGUAUGGUCGAUACCAGAUAUCUACAACACGUUGAACAAUGAGAAUUGGAAUAUCACCUAUGGGCCUACUCAACCACAGCAGGUUCAUUUUUCUUUUGCUUCCGAUACAGCCUAUGCACGUUUCCAAUUCUCGACGUUAGCCUCCUCGCCUCAAUCAUACCUAAAGUAUUGGCCUGCCGAGCGACAAGAUGAACCAAUUACCGUGAAUACAGAGGAUUGGACGUUUGUGGAUGGAGGUGCUCAGCGUCGUCCUCUUUACAUGCAUCAAGCGACUACAAAGCGCCUCGAAUCAGGUUGCAAGUAUCAAUACCAAGUUGGCUCACAGUCACCAAAGACGGGUUCAGUGGAAUGGUCCUCUACUUUCGACUUCCAUACUGCAUCAAGUAGUCAAGAGUUUGAAUUUUUGAUCACAGGCGACUUGGGAGUUACAAAAGCCGUUGCUCUGCCUCAUUUGAUCACAGCUGCCCAAUCGCACAACUAUGACUUUAUAGUCAAUGUGGGCGACCAAGGAUAUGACUUGGCAGAUUUUGAAGGGAUCAAAGGCGACCAAUACAUGAACAUGAUGCAAGCUGUCUAUGGACACUUGUCAUACCAAGGUGUGCAAGGCAAUCAUGAAGUUACCUAUGACGGCUCGCAUUAUAAGAAUCGAUUCAAAAUGGUGCCUUAUGAAGAAUCAGGUUACAAGGAUCCAUUAGUGUACUCGUACAAUCACAAAUCGAUCCACUUUGUGUUCUUCAGCACGGAGUUGUACAUCUCUGAUGUUUAUUCAGACCAUGAAAAAGAGUUACAAGAAGCAUUGGCAUGGCUUGAGAUUGAUUUGGGCUCAGUGGAUCGCAACAAGUAUCCUUGGAUCAUUUUUGUCACACACCAUCCCAUCUAUUGUACAGCAGAAUCGAAAUCAUGCAGCAAGGAUGGAGAAAUGAUCCGUAAUGGCAAAACAGGCAAGGAUGGAAAGCGUUGGGGUGCAUUGGAACCUAUACUUCAAAAGCACAAGGUCGAUUUGUAUCUAAGUGGUCACGUUCAUGCCUACGAACGCACUUGGCCGGUUGCUGACAAUCGAGCCACAUCGAUGGAUUAUGAAAACCCUUCAAGUCUGGUAGCUCUCAUUGUUGGCAAUGCAGGCGAAGCUGAAGGAAAUGCCGGAUACAAUGCAGCAGCAUCCGCAGAAGAGUUGCCUGAUUGGAAGGCUUUCCAUUAUGACGGCUAUGGUUUCUCUACCGUUAAAGCAACCCCUUCCUCUUUAGAGUUUACACACAAGGAAGCUAAACUAGAUGGCUCACUCGGGCGCAUCAUUGAUCAAUUUACCAUCCACAAAGAACAAGACGACAAUGAAAAUUGA